Molecule: messenger RNA, 2598 nt
Organism: Penicillium daleae
Lineage: Eukaryota; Fungi; Ascomycota; Eurotiomycetes; Eurotiales; Aspergillaceae
Product: putative LPXTG-motif cell wall anchor domain protein
Exons: 1
Coding region: 1-2598 (865 amino acids)
Source: RefSeq, a predicted model, not a curated record
AUGGCAUGGACUGGGACAACAAGCACCAGAACAGCCAACGGCCGCCCGUCGCUUCAUCACAUUCGGCCCAGCUUAGAACCGUGGGCGGGCCCCACUGGCACGACGGCCGCUACCACUGGUGAAACGUCUGUUCCCGACUCUGACACUCUGACCCCCAAGCGCUCCUCCUUAUUGCACCGGUCGCACCAGUCUCGACGAUCCGUUCCAAGCUUUCACAUCCCCAGCCUCCAGAAUCUCACAGCUUCAGAUUUGGCUUUGGGGUUGGCGUCGACUCCCACUGCGAAAUCAUCCGCAAACUGCAACAACCGCAAUUCCGCACCCGUCGUCGCAUUCUCGCCCAACGUCUCCUCAGGUCCCAAUGCCGGGCGACCUCAGAAAGACUCUCUCUCCCCUGUGCUUCGCCCUGAUGUGAAUAGCACCAUGCCAUCGAGUGUGGCAUAUUCCGAAACGAGGACCCUGGCGAGCGAUCAUGGUCGCACCUUAAACGGUGCUUAUCGAUUGGGGUCCGACAAUAACAACACCCCGGAGAUCGACGACGGCCGCCCCAAGAACGAAGAUGUCUUCCUGAACAUCGCAAGGACAGACUCGGGUCGCCGCGACUCCCUUGGUCGGUCGGAUUUUAGACGGGUGAGUGGCCUUCCUACGCGCAGAGCAGGACUUGCUUCGUAUGCCGCGAACUAUUGCGCAACCCCGACCCUUUCUCCCGAGACGUGGAAGAUAACUGACGGCGGAGGGGGUGAGAGUAAACAGUCGCGACUUGGAUAUUCUACUCAAAGCCUUCGGUCGCCAACCACGCGUGCCGACCCAGAACAAACCCCUUCCCCCGACCAACGCUUCAGCAACGCCGAUAGCCCCUUGCCCGCCAUCCACUCGGCCUCGGUCAACCUCUCCCCAUCCGCUUCUGCCCACCCUCUCGAUGACCCAGCUCGCUUCCGCUACUCGAGUCUGACCACCGGCUCGCGAUCGGUAAUCGGCGCUCCGCGCAGCAGACUUAGUCGAACGAGUCCAGAGACCUCUCCGCGUUCACCACCAGUCAACGGCGAGCGACGGCCAUCCAUCCACGAGCCGCGCCUACGACAUUCCACACUAUCCACAAUUCGAAGCAGCCGCCAACCGUCCACGUCCGAGACAACGGAGCGCGCACGAGGGGAGACGGACAAGGCGCGCGAUGGUACUGAAUCUACUCUAUCGACCAACGCACCUUCUACGGUCUGGGACGAACUAGACGACCUAAAGUCCCGCAUCCGCAAGCUGGAACUCACCGGCAAACUGCCGCCGUCCUCGCAAGAAGCGAUUUCCGGCGCAGCUCAGGAACGACCGCGAACUGCAGCAACCACGGUGACUGCAUUGUCGACUUCUCCGAGACACCACCGCAAAGUCAGUACGCCCUCGGCGGACGCUGACUAUGCGGCGCAGAGCCAAGUUCAUCCACUCUUGCAGUCGGCACUGGCAAAAGCCAAAGAUGUUCUGACUAGUGACGUGUACACGGCGCUAGAGGUGACCAUCAAAGAUGCGUUGACGCUAUCCACCAUGUUGGGCGUCAAUAUAGCUCCGUCGGGCACGGUCUCCGUCGUGAAUGGAGGGUACACCUCGUCCGAGAGACAUGCCCGCCGCAAAGCAGACAGCGUGUGUCGCAGCCUAACCGAGCUGUGUCUGGCUUUGACAGACAAGCAAGUGCAGAGAGAUCGAUCAACUUCGACGAGCCACGUUCCGGGAGCGCAACCUCAGCGGGCGAAUGGCCGCGACAAUGAAUCCUUGGCGCCGGGGCUAUCCUAUCAACGAGCUUCCAGUCACGAACCAGAGGGUCUUGAGCGGCGUCCAAGCACGAGUAGCCGCAUGUCCAGUCGCCUAGAAGCACGUAGACUGUCGUUGAUCAACCCCGCUACUGCAACUGCGGCAGAGAGCAAAUUACCUCACUCACCUCACUCGCCAAGUGUGGCUCCUCCUCCAAGUCGUCUCCAUCGCAUGUCGGCCUCUCUUCGCAGUCGCAGGCCACCAACUGAUGAAGAGACCCCGGAGACCACAACCCCCCUAAAUCGAUCACUUUCCAGAGCCAUGACAGAGGUGGGGACACCGAGUCCAGCGCAGAGUGUAUCCCCACGACAGCGUUUAUCCCAUGGUGGUUCGGUGUCUCGCUCAAUCCCGAGCGCUCAGCAGCAGCAGGAACAGCAUGAGCCCCGUGCCUCGCAGUAUCAGCAACACCCCGCCUCCUCUCAAACACAACAAGCUCAACCUCGAACCCCGACCACCUUAUCUCAAACGAGUAUUCCGUUCCGCCGCAGUUAUAUGACCCCGGCUGUCUACUCCCCUGCAACAUCACGCAACAACAUUCAGGCUGGAUCUCGCCGGUAUGGCCUCUCACCCAGUUUCUCCAGCACCACGCCGGGCUCUGUGGCCGAAGAGAGCCCUCGAUCCUCUCAGCUAGAUGCGUCCCAAACCCGCAUCAGCGUGCCAUCGGGCAAAUCCGCUACCAGCUAUACCCCCAUUCAGCAACCUCGCCUCCGUACCAACAGCGUAGGCACGCGAAGAUUCGGGCUGAGACGCCGCUCUGCCGCCACGCCCGACGACACCUUGAACUUGGACGACAGCAUCGACUAA